AUGUCGCUGCAAUGCAUCCGGCGCCAGAUGCGGUGCUUGCGACAAGAAGGAGUCCGAGCUUGGUGCCAAAGACACAUAGACAUCCACUUGAUCCAACCUGCCAGAGAGAUGACUCGCCAACAGGUGAUUGUUUCGGCUGGCGUGGGCUUCUGGGGAGGACUGUUCCCGGUUCCACCGUGUACUAUGCCGGCGACACUGUUCUGCAUCACGAUGUACUCUGCUGGAGUUCCUAAGAUGCAGCGGUUCAGCUUGCCGAUGGCCAGCGUGGCUGUGAUCAUCAACGAGCUCUCCCUGCCCGCGGACUUGGCCAUGAUGCCCUGCUUCAUCAUGCUGGGGCAAAGUGCUUACCGGAGCAUCACUGGCGAAGACCUCGCCCCGUGCAGCGAGAUCCUCAAAAACAUCCAGGCAAAGCCUGUGGAAACUCUUUGUCACUUCAGCACUUCCUUCGGGCCACAUGCCUGUCAAG
This is a messenger RNA of Symbiodinium necroappetens, 466 nucleotides long. NCBI's taxonomy places the organism in Eukaryota, Dinophyceae, Suessiales, Symbiodiniaceae. The record is from the annotation of a GenBank genome assembly.